This is a messenger RNA of Dromaius novaehollandiae (emu), 1325 nucleotides long. RefSeq lists its product as uncharacterized. The coding region runs from base 502 to 1245 and encodes 247 amino acids. The transcript has 13 exons. The record is from RefSeq and is a predicted model, not a curated record. Lineage: Eukaryota; Metazoa; Chordata; Aves; Casuariiformes; Dromaiidae.
CGGGUCUCCUCGCGACCUGCGCCCUGGCGAGCCUGGCCUGGGCUUAAAGCAGGCCCGGGGGCCAGUGCAAGGUCUUCACCAGUCAGAGACUUUGAGUCUCAGCUAUUUCCUGGAGGUCUUGGUGAGCGUUCAGACCUUCAUGCCCCGGGCCAAGCUUCUGGUCAUCAGCAGUGUUGUGCACCUGCAGCUCUGUGAUGAGAUCAAGCCACCCAGCCCAGAGCACAGCACAGAGCUGUGCUACUGCACCAUGCUGCAGGCCCAAAUUUGUCCAGAAGAGAUGAUCGUGUUCCUGCAGUCUGAGUUAGCAGUGGGCGUGAGGCCGGUCAUGUGGCAGCCAUGGAUUUGCUGCAAGCUCUGGUCUGCUCUGAUGCCCCUCAGAUCGAGGGAGAAGCUGCCCCUGGCUGUGAUGGCUGUGCAGUCUGUGUGCUGUGGCCCAGGUGACAGGAAACCUUUGUGCUGAGGAAGCCCAGGAAGAAAAGGCUGUUCAGUGCCUGCGUGCCCAUGUCCUGGGCACGCUGGACCUCUCUGCCAGAGGGGUGGCCAAACCGCUCUGCCAGCUCCCCAGGCCCUGCAGGCUCGCCUGCUGGUGGUGGUGGUGGCUCUGUGCGUGGGUGGUGGCUGUGGAGCUGCGGCCCUGCAGCUGCUGCAGGAGCUCCCCGGCACGAUCCACGGAGCCGUGGGGGCGAAGUGGGCCGCAGACAUCCCCCUGCUGCUGCAGCACCUGGCAGGAACAACAGCGAGCUCCCUGGACGUGGCCGAGUGGGAGAGCCUUCUGCUGAAGUUCCUGCAAACCUCUCUGGAGCUCAUUGCGAGCGAGGCCUGGACCGUGGGCCUGAGCCAGGAGCUGAGCCGGCAGCUGGGCAGCUCUCCCCGCCUGUCCUGGGAGAAGUGGUUCCUGUGCAGGGCUCUCUGGCAGCUUGUCAGCGUCUCAGCCACGUGCAAGAGCAGAUAGUGAAAUAUCUAAGAGAGAAACUACCUGGAGCUGUGGGUGGCACAGGGAAUCACUUCUGUUUUGUCCCGCUGUGCCGAGAGCCAUUUCAAGCUGGCCUUGUCCUUGGUCGAGGAGUUCGCAGAGACUUUUCAACAGCAGAAGCAAACUGCCAGCAGAGCGAUGUGGUGAGGACCCACGUUGCUCACGCUGUGCUUGUGGUGAUCUACGGCGGCAUGGUGCUGCAUGCCCCCAGAGAGCAGCUCCUCACCCGUGUCAAGAGAGACGUCGUGGGGAACAUCCUGUGGCUCUACUGAGAGGGCUGCCAGGUAGGCACUCGGGGUGCAGGCCAGAGCCAGCCGGGUGCCGCCAGCUCCGGCCUCUCCUCAGCCUUCUC